AUGAUGUUCUCUACCAUUACCGGUCCCCUCAUGGCUGCCUUUUUCGCUGCCUCUGCAAUUGCCGCUCCUAACAGCGCCGGCCACAAAGCCGAGAUUAUUCCGAGGCAGGCAGAGAUCCAGUGUAACCUCCUGCAAUGUCUCGGCGUUAUUGGUACUAUUCCAUGCGUCGUCAAUGCCCUUAACGGAGGUGAUACGGAAGGUGCGGCUGAGUGCGCUGUUGGUGGUUCUGGCACUGUUCGUAUAACCUCGAGUUCUUUCUUGCUGUUUUUAGAUUUUCUAACCGUGAGAAGGUUUGUCCUUGCAUAUCGUGCGUUCCUCAAGCGCAGGUUAUCGCCCAACACGCUGGAUUCUGUACCUAAGGGGCAGGACUAA
This is a messenger RNA of Aplosporella prunicola CBS 121167, 372 nucleotides long. RefSeq lists its product as uncharacterized. The coding region runs from base 1 to 372 and encodes 123 amino acids. Lineage: Eukaryota; Fungi; Ascomycota; Dothideomycetes; Botryosphaeriales; Aplosporellaceae. The record is from RefSeq and is a predicted model, not a curated record. The transcript has 2 exons.